CCCCCAAAUUUUCAACCACGGCACAUUGCAAACGAGAAAUGGCAAGUAGAGGAGGAAGAAAAGGGUCCAACAUCAGAGCUUCUUCCAGUGCAGCUGAAGUGGGCAAUUCCGAAGAUCUCUUGAACGAGAUUCUAGUUCGCCUCCCAGCCAUACCAAUUCUCAGGUUCAAAUUAGUUUCAAAGCAAUGGUACUCCAUAAUCUCUACCCAAAAAUUCACAGUCACUUACGCCAAAAGAAACCCAAACCCUCGCUUGGGGUUUUUGCUGCAUACUCGACUUAAUUUCCAACCAUGCCCACCUACUCUCUUCCUUUCUUUGGGUGGUAAACACCCAAAUUUCCUUGACAUCCCAAAACUUGAAAUCCAUCAUGUCUGUAAUGGGUUGUUGUGCUGUUCUAAGCCUCAUGUGCAUGCUCCUGAAAUCACUUCUUAUUAUGUUUGUAAUCAUUCUUCUGGGCAAUCAAAAUGGCUUCGGGUUCUUAGAAGCCCAUGCAUUGAACGUGUAAAGGCUUUUAAUUUGGCCUUUGAUCCUUUGAAAUCACCUCAUUACAGGCUCGUUUUUGUGAGUGAAUUGUCUUCGUUAGAUGAGUACCAUUUGAUCAAAAUUGAUGUUUACUUAUCCGAGACCGAGUCUUGGAGACCCUCCAAGAAGGGGAUUUACAUUUUGCAAUACGACAUAGGGUUUCACAUUGCCGUUUACUGGAAGGAUGCAAUUUACUGGUACAAUCAGAAGAAUCAGUCUUUGGCAUAUUUCGAUUUCGAUGACGACAGCGUGGAGAGUUUGCCAAAGCCACAAGUUUCUGCUGGAGCCAUGACUUAUUACUAUUUUGGCGAGUCGGGUGGGCAUUUGCAUCUUGUUGGAGCUUGUAGACCUUGGACUACAUUGUUCACUGUCUUCGAAAUGAAGGAAGAUAGGUCUGGGUGGUUUGUGAAGUAUAACGGUGAUUUUGGUGCUUUAGCUGCUGCAUUUCCGAAGAUGGUUACUAAUAAACCAAAUAGGCCUUAUGUGUUUUCUCUGGUGAACCUGUUAAGAGGUGAAAAAGAAGAGGAGUUGAUUAUUGUGUUAACAAUUCCCGAAGGUGUGAUUGGGUAUAAUGUCCAGGAUAAGACCUUUGAGAAGCUGUGCAAUCUAUCUUUGAGUGAACGUAAAAUGCAGCAAAUGACAUUUAAAGCUCAUCAAUAUAUUGAGACCGUUGCUUCGAUAUGAUAAUACCAGUUGUUUUGUGGUAUCUCCUGGCUCCUUCUAUAUAUCAUUACCUUUCAGCAUGAUGUUUUUACUGUUUCUAUCUCAUACUUGUGACAAUAUAUCAGUCAUACAAUAAAACCUUUGGUUAAGAACUUUAGAUGGAGGAGUGUGCCUUGUUGCUUUUGAGCUAAUAUUGACUAGGUUCGUUUAUUCUCAUUGUAAGCCUUCUAUAUAUGAUCAAGGAACCGAAAAUAAAAUUUCUUAUCCUAUAUUUUGUUAGAAGGAACUUGAAUCUUUUGCAGAUAGAUUGGAAGUAGUCAUAAAAUGUAAUGAGAUACUUUGUUAAAGAUACAGUUUGCUUUAUACAAUGGCAGAGAGAGAGAUAUAUAUAUUCAGUACUUCUGUUGCACUCUGUACUCAAAAUUAUCCAUUUAGUUGUAACGCCCCAAUUUGCACCUCUCCAAAUUGGUUACGUUACAGAAAGUGGUAUCAGAGCAGCAGAGCAGUAGUUUAAAAUUUAUUUUGGUAACUUCUCUUGACAUAAAAGUUCUUGAAGUUUUACAUUUUUGGAGAGCAAAUUUGCUUGACAAAGUUUUUUUUUUGUGUUGGCUACUGCUUAUUACCUUAUACAAUGUUUCAUUUGUAUUUUGAUAGCUUAUAUUUCUUACGUUUUCUUUUAUAUGUAAAAGCCCAUUUUCCGAUCGUGAAAUAUUUGGUUUGAAAUGUUUGCUGUUGAAAGUCCUUUUUUGAACGAAUCUUUGGAUUUCGGAAACCUUGCAUUUCCCUGUUGAUUGGGAAUCUGAGCUUUCAUUUUUGGAUUUUGGUUUUAUUAUGAUUGGACCUUGGUGCUGAUUUGGUUUUUAAUUAGAAAUAAAUUUUCCUUUGUUUUGAAUUGUUGAGUUUAUUGGUGCUUUUGAAAUUCACAGUUAGUUGCUUAUUUGUGGCCAUAUCUAGCCUUGGAACUUCACCAUAACUCUGCAUUUCAGAAGUCAUCUACUGAUUUUUGUAUACCUAUAGCAGCAUUGUAAUUUCUUGAUUAAAGUCCGUUACUUGCUACAAUUCUCUGCUGAUGCUUUGUUGAUCCUAUUGGCAUGACUUACCUGUGUACCAAGUACCAAUUUCCACUGUUAGGUGUCAACUUGAGUAUCAGUUCUUAAACUUGAAUUUAAGUACUUUCAGUUGAGUUCAAUUUUCUGUCUUAAACUACCAAUCUUUCAAAUUUCGUAUCAAAUAAUGCCCAAGGGCAAAUUGAGUUCUAAAAAUGCAAUCCCCAAUGAUUUGUUUGUGUACAAUUACUUUAUAUUUGAUUUUCCAUUGUUAUGAACUGAGAUUUUUGAAUAGGGUCAUGUAUUUACUCAUAGUUCUGGAAAUGUGUUUCGUGCUAGUUUCAAAUUUGAACUGUCAAAGUCUAGAAUUUGAAAUUAUAUAUCUACUUCAUAUUCUUGAAAUAGAAGAUAAGAGUUGUACUUGGAGCUUGAGUAUACAACAUUUACCCCUGAAUUAUAUUUAAAGGGGCUUCUCAACUCUAUUAUUUUCAUACUCAUGCCCGGUUUUGGCAAUCUAAUCUUCAGCUAAAUUCUUAGAAACUUCUAUUUAAAGUAUUCAGACACUAGUUUUGUCUUAAAGAUAUUAUUUGCAUCUGGCUUUAGGUUCUUGCUUUCAUUUUGGGUUCAAACCUCUUCUUUCCAAGUUGGGAAUUUGAAAAUAUCUGGUUGUUUAAUCUCACACGACCAGAGAUCUUUCCUAAGCUUUAAAUUUUGGUUGGACCCUAGAUUCAAUUUCUUCCUUAUGUUCCUAUCAAGUUUAGUGGUAAGCCCGCAUAAUUCACGAUCAAGAUCAUGAUCAACUUGAUAUAGAUUUCUUUGUAUUCCGAAUUUUUUGCCUACCAUCAGUUUAACUCCCAUUGUUGUGAUGGCUUGACUUUUACACAUCAUUGUUGUAUAAUUGCAUAAAUAUUGUCAAGCUCCUGUGUUAAACAUCUAUUAUUUGCAAUCUCUUACAUUCUUGUGAUAGCAUACACCCAUAGCUCGUCCAGCUCGUGCACAGACCAACCAAAGAAAACUAGUUGGAUAUUCAGACAAGAGAAGGCGACCGUGGUUGAGUAAAAUAUGCUAAGUUGAGCAGGUAUGUGACUUUUAUGGUUAAGAUAUAUGUGACUGAAAUGUCUAAGUAUGUAAUGAGUACCUCUGGUCUAUUAAGUAUGGAUUAGCAUAUACUUGUGAUAUUUGAGACAACCUUGAUUUCGGUUGACGUUGUUGAUACGUUCAUGCUUUAUGACAUGUUGAUAUGCUCUUAAAUAUCAGAGAAUGUGGAAGGGACUGAGGUCCUAUUUGUUAUGUGUUGACGUCUGAUGAUGUCAAUAAAGUUUGGCACGUGAAGAAAAGUACUUCAGAACUUCGAUAUAACCUUACUGCUGAAGUAACCUGCAGUUUUGAUAUUCAUGGCUACCGAAUUUCAUACGGUCACUCUGAUUUGUGGUUAGUUGGUAUGUAAUAGCUUCCCUACUUAAGUAUAUUGGACAAAUGAUAUCAUAUCCUUUUUCCGGUAUCCUCUCCUUUGCCCCGAGUGAUGGCCCGACCGGCCGGCGAUAUUUAUUUGCAUAUUAGUGAUUGUGACGACCUAAAUUUUAAAUAGGAUUUGGUGUUUGUUUAUUUUGUGUUGUGGACUACCAAUUGUAGUUUAGAUUGGAGUUUUGUUUUAUGUCUCAGUCGGUUAUUUAAUUUAUUUUGUUUUAGACUUCUAUUGGGGUAUAGAAGCCUAGUCACAAUCUAAUUAGACAACACGUGCUAUUCACUCGUUAUUUCUGUGUUUUUCUUUUUCCUCAGCCAUAACGUCAUUCCUACUUCUUCCACCGCUUCUUUUGCCUUGUACCUCAAAGAGUGACCUCUAUUCACUCACCCAAAGGUCAAAAUCUGCACUUGUGUAAUAGCUUCAGAGAGAUUGUUGUGAACCCACUGACCUCGAAUUGAAAUCCCUUUGGUUACUUGCAGCUAUCGCCAGUGGUUGGAAUUGCUGAUUAUAGAGUGGGUGUUAGCAUUUGAUUUUGGGUUGCCGCUUGUAGCAGUGGAUUGGGGUUUUGUUAGCCGCUGAACUAAGGCUUGAGGAAAGACGUCCAUGAGUGGACAUAUUAGUGAGAUACCAGAACUGUCUUGAGCAGAAAAUGUUGGAGCUUUGUUUUGCUUGUGAAGUGUGUGCUGGACUUUGCUUUCCUUGUUUAAAUGAUUGCUCCUUGGUGCUGGAUGUUCAACAUUCCAGAAUUUUGCUCUUUUUGUUUUUUUUUGCAAUGUACAUUUGUUGUAAAUGACUGACGUGUUAACCUGGAGCAUUCUUUUGUAGUGGAAAACCUUGUAAGCAAGUUGCUCUUUUGAGCUUGUAAAAUGUAUUACUUUUCUCUCAGAUUUUU
Messenger RNA from Rosa chinensis, 4587 nucleotides. RefSeq names its product F-box protein At5g07610-like. The record is from RefSeq and is a predicted model, not a curated record. Gene Ontology annotation, molecular function: protein binding. NCBI's taxonomy places the organism in Eukaryota, Viridiplantae, Streptophyta, Magnoliopsida, Rosales, Rosaceae. The transcript has 3 exons. The coding region runs from base 39 to 1205 and encodes 388 amino acids.